Molecule: messenger RNA, 1188 nt
Organism: Caenorhabditis remanei
Lineage: Eukaryota; Metazoa; Nematoda; Chromadorea; Rhabditida; Rhabditidae
Exons: 5
Coding region: 1-1188 (395 amino acids)
Biological process (GO): innate immune response
Molecular function (GO): protein binding
Source: RefSeq, a predicted model, not a curated record
AUGGCCGAAGAAAUUCUAAAUAACGAGCAAGUACUCCGCGGAUGCAUUCUCUACGAAUUCACUCAAGGAAGACCGGUUUUUCAGUCGUUUCUUCACUUCUCACGAUCUCUUGAUACGAAUUCGAUUGAUUAUCGUGAAUUUGAGUUCUGGUUCUAUCGAUUUUAUCAUGGAGAAACUGAUCUGACAUACGACACCAGUCUGGAGUCGAAAAAACCGACAUUGUUUGAAAUACCGGUAGAAAUUAUCGAACAAAUCGUCGAUGAACUUGAUUUCAGAACACAAUUGGUUCUUCGAAAAGUAUCGACAGACCUUCGUCAUAUCGUCGAAAAACGAGUUCCAUCAUACAAAUCAAUCACUCUGUUCAUCGAAGAUUAUGGUGCAAUGCUGUAUUUCGAUCAGCAUGAAGUUUUAUAUAACAGGAGUCGAGAGGGAUGCUGGGUCAGAUAUUUAUAUAGAGGAUCUCGAUUCCUUCCUGGAAUUGAUCCAGUUAAACAAGCAAUGAUUGAUUUGAAAUAUGCAUUGAGUCAUCCGAAAAUGAUGUUGGAAGAAUUGAAAAUUCGUGUUUUAUUGAGUAGUUACAGAGAGGAAGAUGGGAAAAACGAGAAGGAAUUGAGAGUUCAACACUUUCAGAGUAUUAAAGAUACUCUCUCUUCCCUCAACAAGCCGACAAUUAACGUGUCAAAACUCGAAAUGCACGUGAAAAAUCAUGAAGAAGUGCUCUCUGUUCUACCUUAUUUGACACCUGGAAUCCUAUCAGAAAUCGAUUUUCAUUGUGCAAAUACGGCGAAAAUCCGUCUGCAAAUGGCUCAAAUCAUCAAAUUAGAUCAAUGGAAACAGGCAGAAAAAUUGAAAAUCGACCGAUUUUUCACACAAUUUGAUCUGAAACACUUGGCACACUUCAAAAAGUUCGAAGUUUCGUUAGCAAAGAUAUCGAUAAAGAGUUUGGCUGAACUGAAAGAUACCCUCAUCCACUGUCCAGAGUUCGAUCGAUGCACUCUUGAAACAUCGAAACCAAUUAAUGUUAAAUCGAUUGAUUCGAAUUUCGGACAAGAGAUUCCACAAGAUCCACCAACCGAAAUGUAUCAUUAUUAUGCAGUUCCAGAUUCUGAGGAGAUUGUUUUGGAAAUGUGUGUAGAGCCGAAACGAAUUCGAUUCAAGAAGACAACCAGGAAAAGUAUGACACGAUGA